AUGGCCCUGCACGAGAUUCAGGCGGCGCGCGUCGAAGGCGCGGGGGAGCGCUUUCUCCUCAGCAAGCAGCUGCUCCGGCUGCUGGGCUUCGAGUCCGUCUACACCCACCAGUUCGACAAGUGCAUCCCGCUGCUGGAGCUGCUGCUCCUUGGCUUCCUCGGCGUCAGAUUCCUCUUCUUUAUUUCGGCCGCCUGUCUCUUCGCGUACACGCAGGACGAGUUCUCCAGAUGGUUGCGAACAGCGGACGUAUUCUGGACCUCAGUUCCUGAAUUGCAGUCCUUCAGCCUUAUACGAUUGUUGCAUUACGUCACACCCACUGUGAUGAGAGCCCAUGCCCUGCGCAAGCUCAGAAAGGCGUUUGAGAGAUUUGCUCGACAUCGUUCCCUGAGAAGUCGCAUCAUUACCGCCCUGCCAGUCUUAAGAUACUGCCUCAUGUGCUGCUGCUGUCUCCUCCUUGGUUUUGAUGCAUUUCUCAUCAAAUCCAGGGUUGUUCGCGAAUGCCUCGUAGGCGAUGGCUUUGAUUGGGGCAAUUUCUUUCAAAUUCUAGUGUAUUUAUAUCAGGUGUCGGGCAUAGUGAGUAUCAACUGGAUCGUGAGGGAGCGGCUGUUCAUUUUCAUAUUCGGAGGCGAGCUCGGCAGACCAAGCAACGAUGACAAGAUCCUGUUCGAAGUCUGGAGCACCAUGCUGGCCAAGGAGAUCUACACCGAGCACGGCUACCUCGUGGGCACCGUGGUGAUGCUCGGCUUCGACGACUUCGACUUCCAGCUCCUGGUGCUCGACGACAAGCGCAAGCCGGAUAAGAUGUCUGCGAGAUCCUGCUGCGGCAGCCCGAAGAGGUUCCUGCGAAGCGGCUUCUCGCCCAUGCUGCCCGCCGGCUGCGACCCCGACGGUGGGCCCGCGGAGGCGGGCGCCAAGUGCCGCGAGCCCCGAUGCAGCGCUCCGCCACCGCCCGAGGCGGCCGGCAGGGGCGAGGGCGCGGCGCACCCGCAGGACGGGCCGAGGCUCGGCGGCGCGGCGGUCCCCGCGGCUCGCCUCGACGACCUCCGGCAGCCCCUGCUGGGCGGCUCUUCGGGCGGCAGGGGCAGCACUGCGGCUUCCUCGGAGAGCGGCCCCGAGGCGGGCGGCAGGGGCGAGGGCGCGGCGCACCCGCAGGACGGGCCGAGGCUCGGCGGCGCGGCGGUCCCCGCGGCUCGCCUCGACGACCUCCGGCAGCCCCUGCUGGGCGGCUCUUCGGGCGGCAGGGGCAGCACUGCGGCUUCCUCGGAGAGCGGUCCCGAGGCGGGCGGCAGGGGCGAGGGCGCGGCGCACCCGCAGGACGGGCCGAGGCUCGGCGGCGCGGCGGUCCCCGCGGCUCGCCUCGACCCCACGAGCCCGCGCCGCCUCCUGGAGGAGGGCCUGCA
Prorocentrum cordatum is the source of this 1400-nucleotide messenger RNA. Lineage: Eukaryota; Dinophyceae; Prorocentrales; Prorocentraceae. The record is from the annotation of a GenBank genome assembly.